Molecule: messenger RNA, 1190 nt
Organism: Amaranthus tricolor (Joseph's coat)
Lineage: Eukaryota; Viridiplantae; Streptophyta; Magnoliopsida; Caryophyllales; Amaranthaceae
Product: transmembrane emp24 domain-containing protein p24beta2-like
Exons: 4
Coding region: 233-886 (217 amino acids)
Biological process (GO): endoplasmic reticulum to Golgi vesicle-mediated transport; Golgi organization; intracellular protein transport
Cellular component (GO): endoplasmic reticulum-Golgi intermediate compartment; COPII-coated ER to Golgi transport vesicle; endoplasmic reticulum
Source: RefSeq, a predicted model, not a curated record
CAAAUCUCAAUAUAGAAAACCUGAAAAACUAUAAACGAAAAUAAUUAUUGGAAUUUUUUAAACCUCAUGGUGAAAAUUUGAGAAUUCAGUCAUAUAAAUAAGAUAUUUGCCAAUAAAUUUGCUCUGCCCAGAAUCUAAAAAUUCCCAAUUUUCCUCCUUCCUCUCUCUCAUCAAACUUUGACUUUCUGAAUAAUUUCUGGGCAGCGCUUGCUUCAUUUUCGUACAAAAAUAGAUGAUGGAAAUAAAUUGGGGAAUGAAACAAAUUGUAAUUGGGAUUUUAUUGUUAUGGAGUUUAAGAUUAUUAAGAGGAGCCAAUGGGUUGAGAUUUGUAAUUGAUAGAGAAGAAUGUUUUUCUCACAAGGUUGAAUAUGAAGGAGACACUGUUCAUUUUUCAUUUGUUGUUAUCAAAGCUGAUACCCCUUGGCAUUCUCAGAAUGAAGGAGGUGUUGAUCUUGUGGUGAAAGGACCUGACAGUGAUCAAAUGCAUGACUCACGUGACAAAACUAGUGAAAAGUUCGAGUUUAUGGCUUACAAGAAGGGGGUCUACCACUUUUGCUUCACGAACAAGUCCCCGUAUCAUGAGACCAUUGAUUUUGAUGUGCACGUUGGCCACUAUGGAUAUUUAGACCAUCAUGCAAAAGAUGAGCAUUUGAGUCCUUUGUAUGAACAGAUUGCUAAGUUAGAGGAAGCUCUCUACAACAUACAAUUUGAACAGCACUGGCUGGAGGCUGAGACCGACCGCCAAGCGAUACUUAAUGAAAUAAUGGGCCGAAGAGCAAUUCACAAGGCAUUUUUUGAAUCAGCAGCACUUGUAGGGGCCAGUGUUCUCCAAGUCUACCUGCUUAAACGCCUAUUUGAGCGCAAGCUUGGGAUGUCCAGAGUUUAGAGCUUCUUGUUUGUGUACAAUUACAGCUUACAUUGCCACGAUUUUAAACCGACUGCAUAUGGUUUAACCUCUGUACGAGUUUUACACUGUUCCCUUUUUUAUUUAUCCUUCUCAUCUCAUGUCGAAGCAGCGUUAGGAUUAAGCAGUUCAAAUUAGCAGUUUCGGAGGGAACUAUUUCCCUGUGUUGUGUUAAUCUUUUUCUUUGUCUUGUUGUAACUUGUAACGUUACUACUACUAGUGUAUCCUGUACCCUAAGACUUGUUAUCAUAACUAUUUGAUUAAAUACAAGUACAUUUGGGUAGAA